UCCCUGAAAUUUUGAAAAAUUCCCUUUGCAACAUCUUUAUAAACGAAGACAACAAAAAAAGUUGCUGUGAAGGCAAAGUUAAAACGAGAAAAGAUCGUGAGUCUGUAGAGAAGACAAAAUGUAACUUGGCCGUAAUCGAUUGGCAACAACUGCAAAGGAUACGUCAGGCUGCAGCAAACAGCUGCAACGGCCACACACACAUACAAACACAUACUGAUGCCAAUGCAGAUAUUCUGAAUACAUCAAACACACAGAUACUAUAGAUACAUGAGGCAGCCUGCCAUAUAAAAGAUACAUGCCAUGUUCCCACUAACCAACCGCUCUUCGAGUGGCAAAAACACCAACAACAACGGCAACAGCAGCAGCAACAGCAACACCAUUGGAAGCAUCGACAACGAAAAGGAUAAAAUAAAUUUCCAAAAUAAUUGGAGCUGCAAUAAAACAACCGGUCGACGCGCUGGAAGUGGGUAUAGCUGCAGUUUCUUAGAUCUUCAAUCGAUUCGACGGCUCUUGGAACACGAUGCCAGCGGCUCUGUCUGCCCCUCGUGCCGCAUUUCCUUCGAUAAGGGCAAGCGACGGAAACUGAUCGACACCUGCGGACACGAACGCUGCUAUUCCUGUAUGUUCCGCAACGACCAGUGCCCCAUGUGCAUGAACAGUUCGCUGAAAGAUGUUGAUGGCGCCAAUGCUCAGGGCUAUGACACCGGCAUCGGUGGCUCCACAUCGACGAUCGUCAGUCCGCUGGGCUCACCUCAGCCGCAGCUGAGAUCCCAUGCGCAGCGGAAUGCAGCCUUAGCACGUUAUAUGCAGCAGCAUCGUCAGGAGUCGCAGUCGCCGGAUUAUCACCGUUAUGCGAGCAUUGGCAAAUUGCCCCGUGCAGCAGCCAGUGGCAAUGUCAGUGGCAAUGGCAAUGGCAAUGGCAAUGGAUUUGUUGGCAACACACACACCGUCACCGUUGACAUACAUCAGCACUCUGGCCCAGCAAAGCAACAACAAACAACCAGCAGCAACAACAACAACAGUCUACACUUGCCAUACAGCGAUCUGAAUGGAAUGGCUCCGGCAUUUGCAACGCCGCCAACGCGUCGGCGUUUCUUUAAUCACAAGAAUUUACGCAGCGCCCUCACGGGCCAUCGACGCACUGCCUCCAAUGGCGGUUAUCCACUUGAUACAGCUUCAAUGCUCUCAGGAGGCAGCGACACCUUGGGCAUUGAACAUCAUCCGCAGUCGCUGCUGAAUUUGAAGCAGCAGAAGGAUCAGCUGCGCGCUCGCCUUGGCCUGUUGUUCAACGACAACAACAAUGGCAACAACGUCAACAACAACAGCAACACGAACACCACCACCAGCAGCAGCAGCAGCAGCAGCGAUCACAACGGCAACUCGACGCUCCACUCGACGAGUCUCUCGAGCAGCGCAGGUGUUGGCAGCGGUGCCAGCAACAGCAACAGCAACAGCAUCAGCAACAGCAACAGCAUCUGCACCACAGCCAACAGCAGCAGCUCCUCGCAGCUGAUCAGCCCGGAGCAGACGCUGGCCAACGCCGGCCUCAGCGGCAGUCAGCUCUCGGUGGCCACGUCCCACAAGGACGACACGUUGAGCCUCUGCAGCAAGUUCAGCAAGAUGGGCUGCACCAUGCAGGAGCAUGCCUACGAGCCCUUGGCGCUGCCCGGCAAGUCGCGCAAGGGCGCCACGCGACGUUCCACGCGUGCUCAGCAGCUGCCGGCCAGCCUGAGCGCCGGCGCAUCCGCAGCAGCGGGCGCCGUCAGCAAACGCGCAGCAGCAGCUGCAGCCUUGGCCGCAGUGCAACUGGCCUUGAAGCCGCUGUUCUUCGAGGUACCGCUGCAGGAGCCCGAUCCGCCUUAUGUGGGCCGCCAGUGGCUGGUGCAGCAGCUGUCCAACAUACUGCUAGGCACGGACACACGCGUGGUGCUCAUCAACGGCCAGCCGGGCACGGGCAAGACGGCCUUCUGCCUGCAGCUGGUGGAGUACUCGUGCUUUGGCCGGCGACAGAUGCAGGCGCAGCAGCAGGAGGACGCAGAUGCCAUCUACAGCCAGCUGGGCGCACAGAAUGAGCGCAUGCGCGGCCUGGCCUCCCACAUGGUGGGCUAUCACUUCUGCCAGGCGGACGCAAAUCUCACCUGCCAGGUGCCGGACUUUGUGCACUCGCUGGCCGCCCAGCUCUGUCAGGCGCCCCAGCUAACGGCGUACCGUGACUAUCUGCUCUCGGAGCCGCAUCUGCAGGACAUCCUGAGCGUGCGCGAGUGCAUCGCGGAUGCGGAGCGCGUGAUGCGCCUGGCCAUACUGGAGCCACUGGCGCAGCUGCAUCGUGCCGGCAAAAUUCCAGCCAAGGUGGCCGUCAUACUGGUGGACGCACUGUGCGAGGCGGAGUAUCAUCGUCCGGAUCAUGGACACACCAUAGCCAGCUUCCUGGCGCAGCUGUCGCCACAUUUUCCCGCGUGGCUGAAGCUGGUUGCCACGGUGCGCACCCAAAUGCUGGAGCUGGUCAAGGCGCCCAGCUACACGCAGCUCACGCUGGACAGCUGGGCAAGCAGCCAGACGCUGCAGCAGGACAUGCUGGACUAUAUCAAUGCACGCAUCACUCACUGCCCGGAGAUCCAGCACAACAUUGGCGGCCAGGUGGCCCAGUCGCAGGCGAAGUUCGUCUCACAUCUGCAGUCGCUGAGUCGCGGCUCCAUGCUGUACGCCAAGCUGAUACUGGAUCUGAUCUCGCGUGGCCAACUGGUGGUCAAGUCGUCCAGCUACAAGGUGCUGCCCGUGUCGCUCGCUCAGAUCUUUCUGCUCCACUUCAACUUGCGCUUUCCCACGGCGCACAGCUUCGAGCAGACGUCGCCCAUACUCAAUGUUUGCCUGGCCGCGCUCUAUCCGCUGACGCUGGACGAGAUCUACUACAGCAUGGAGGCGCUGCACCAUGGCCAGGAGCCACUCAGCUGGCCGCAGUUCAUACAGCGCUUCAAGCUCUUGGACGGCUUCCUCAUCAAGCGCCUGGACAACACGUACAUGUUCUUUCACAGCUCGCUGCGCGAGUGGCUGAUGCGCCGCGACGAGGGCGAGUCCAGCAAGUUCCUCUGCGACGCACGCCUAGGCCAUGCUGGCAUUGCCUUCCGGCUCUCGCGACUCCAGGCGCCGCUGCAGCCGCAGCUAACGCUCGAGCUGGGCCAUCACAUGCUCAAGGCGCAUCUCUACAGCAGCAGCCAGGCGGCGCUCUCGCCGCGCGACUUGCAGUCCUAUUGGCUGGCCGGCGCCGCCGACAACAUCUCGGCUGCCCUGGGCGCACUGCGUAAUGUCUACAGUCCCAAUGUGAAGGUGUCUAGGCUGGUGCUGCUCGCCGGCGCCUCGCCGGAUCAUCGCACCGACUACAUGGGCGACGCGCCCAUUUUGUGCAUUGCCGCCCACGAGGGCAUUCUGCCCAUGGUGAGCCUGCUGCUGGAGUUUGGCGCGGACGUGGGUCUUACCAAUAGCCAGGGCUGCACGCCGCUCAUUCUGGCCGCGAUGCGCGGGCAUUGCGAUGUGGUGCGCCGCUUGGUGGCCGCCGGCAGCAGUCUCGGGCAGCUGGACACCACGCAACGCUGCGCUCUGGUGCAUGCAGCACGCAUGGGGCAUCUCAGUGUGGUGCAGUAUCUGUUGGCCUGCGACUGGUCGCCGCGUGCUCGCUCCCAGGACGUGGGCCGUUCCUUGGCGCUGCAGCAGGCCCUGAUUGGCGCUGCGGCGCAGGCGCAUGUCAAAAUACUCGAGGAUCUGUUGGACCUCAACGAACAUGAGCUGGACGACCUCAGCGUCAAUGUGAACGGCCUGGAGCCGAGCAGCGGCGAGCUGGCACUCACAGCAGCUGCACGACAUGGCUGUGUGGAUGCCGUCAACAUUCUGAUGUCCCGUGGAGCGCAGAUCGAUGCGCGCAAUCGCCAGGGCUACACGGCGCUGUGGUUGGCCGUGAAGGAGGGCCAUUGGAGCGUGGUGGAGCAGCUGCUGCAGCGUGGCGCACUGCUGGACGAGCCGCUGGGACAGGCGCGCAAGACGCCGCUCAUGAUUGCCGCCGAGGAGGGGCAUCUGGAGCUGCUGGAGCUGCUGAUGGCACGUGGCGCUGCCCUGGAGGCCGAGGAUCAUGAGGGCUUCACGGCAUUCAGCUGGGCGUGCCUGCGCGGUCAUUUGGCUGCGGCCAAGUGCCUCAUCGAGCACGGCUGCAAUCGGCAGCACGAGGAUCACAAAGGACGCACAGCACUCGAUCUGGCCGCCUACCAAGGGGCCGCCAGUCUAGUGCUGUACUUGCUGGAACAGGGCGCUAAUCUGGAGCACAUUGAUGUGCAUGGCAUGCGUCCGCUGGAUCGCUCUAUAGCCUGCCGCAACAUACAGGCGGUGCAGGUGUUUCUGCGCAAGGGUGCCAAGCUGGGACCCACCACCUGGAGCAUGGCCAUGGGCAAGCCGGAGAUACUGGUGGUGCUGCUCAACAAGUUGCUGGAGGACGGCAAUGUGCUGUACCGCAAGAAUCGCUUCCAGGACGCCGCGCAUCGCUAUCAGUAUGCGCUGCGAAAGAUCUCGGGCCUGGAACAACUGCUCGAGCGGAAUGCGGUCUUUGCCCAGCUGCGCACUAAUCUGUUGCUGAAUCUGUCGCGCUGCAAGCGAAAACUGAAUGAACUUGACGCCUCCAUAGAUUUGGCGACACAAGCCAUAAUGCAGAAGCCGCACAGCUACGAGGGCUACUAUGCUCGGGCCAAGGCGCGCAUGGAGCUGGGUGCUCUCAAUGAGGCGCUCGUCGAUGCCAACGAGGCCAUGCAGCAGGCGGCUCAAAGCGGCGUCCUCUGCGAGGUCGUAGAAGUGCUCAAGCGCAUCCAAGCCGAGCUGCUGACGCGCAUCACCAGCGAGGAUAACAAGCUGUCCGGUUAUGGAGUCGGAGCCGGUGCUGCUGGAGCCUCUGCCGUCUACGAAUCUCAGCAAGAGAUGACCGAUUUGUAAAUGUCCUUUGUUGUUGUAUCGCAUUCGAAUCACAAUCUUAACUUAAUAAUAGUUCUUAACUGUUUACUAUUUAUUGCCUUUUGGAUGUUUUAUUAAUUUAAAAAACAAUUACUUUUUAUCAUUCUUUUUCA
Messenger RNA from Drosophila hydei, 5099 nucleotides. It is a transcript of the gene rols, whose product is annotated as protein TANC2. The coding region runs from base 301 to 4968 and encodes 1555 amino acids. Gene Ontology annotation, molecular function: protein binding. The transcript has 6 exons. NCBI's taxonomy places the organism in Eukaryota, Metazoa, Arthropoda, Insecta, Diptera, Drosophilidae. The record is from RefSeq and is a predicted model, not a curated record.